AUGGAAAAAAGCCCCGUCACCCCAGGUCUGGUAUUUGGUCCAGAUGAAGGCAUACAGGAGGCUAGCAUCAGGAGAGCAGAGGGCAUUGGUGGGAGUGUGCCAGUGGAGGAGUUCAGUCAGAGUUUGGUUCCGCCUGACCCCAUGUCCCAGUUCCACUUGAGGAGAGGUUCUCCUGAGGAGGAGUUCCCUGACCUGUGCAGAAACUGUACCUGGAUGGGACGGAUCCUCACCCCGGCCAUGUACCGCCGACAGUUUAAUCGCUGCACCCAAAGUGGAGUAAUCUUUGAUGACGUCAUCCGUCCAGGCCUUGAGGAACCAGGUGAAUGGUCAGGUCCUGUGACUGUCGGGUGUGUCGCGGGCGAUGCUCAGUCUUACAUUUUGUUCUGUGACUUCUUCGACCGAGUCAUCGAAGCGUACCAUGAACACAAGAUCACCAGCCAGACGCCAGAGAGUGACUUCAAUUACGACAACUUGAAGGGAGGUGAUGACUUGGAUAAGUCAUUUGCUGUACGCUGUGAAAUCAGUGUCGUUCGAGGUGUUGAAGACUUCUGCUUCCCAACACACUGCAGCCGAGGAGAGCGCAGACAGCUCCUCAAGCUGGCCAGGAGAGCACUGCAGCAACUUGAGGAGGAAGAGCUGCCAGGUCAACUCUUCUUGCUGGAAGAGCUGAACCAGGAGCAGCAGAGGAACCUGAACCUGAACCCUCCAUCUUCCUCCCAACUGCGUAUCGGUGUGGCCCGGGACUGGCCUGAUGCCAGGGCGGUCUGGGUGAGUAAAGAUGGCACCCUGAUGGUCUGGGUCAACAUGGAGGACCACCUCAGACUGGUGUCCACACGAGACGAUGCCAACGUGGCUGAGGCUUUUAAAUGCAUCUGCACCAAUCUACAGAAGCUGGAGCAGUAUUACAAGCAGCUCAGACACCAAUUCAUCUGGAAGCAGCAACUGGGAUGGGUGACGAGUUCCCCGGCUGAUGUUGGAACAGGUCUGAAGAUCAGUGUGCAUCUUAAACUGCAACACUUGCCCAAACACAAACGUCUACAGGACAUCCUGAAGAGACUGAGGGUCCACAUGGACAAAACUGAAUCCCCUGUCCUGUAUCGUGUGAGCAAUGUGGCGACUUUCGGCCAGAGUGAGGUGGCACUGACCCAGCUAGUGGUGGAUGGGGUCAAACUGCUUAUCGCCAUGGAGUCGAGGCUGAAAGUCAACGGAGACAUUGAUGAACUUGUUCCGACACAGAAGUAGACGUGGAUGAUGACUGGUUGGAAUAAAGAGAAGAAGAGAUGGACUGACCAAUCG
Molecule: messenger RNA, 1296 nt
Organism: Acanthochromis polyacanthus (spiny chromis)
Lineage: Eukaryota; Metazoa; Chordata; Actinopteri; Pomacentridae
Product: zgc:172076
Exons: 8
Coding region: 1-1242 (413 amino acids)
Biological process (GO): phosphocreatine biosynthetic process
Molecular function (GO): creatine kinase activity
Source: RefSeq, a predicted model, not a curated record